AUGGAAGGAAGAUUGAUAGCAGAUGGACUCAAGUGGAAGAAUCUGCAGCAACAACCUCAAUGGAGGAAGAAGAAAUGGCAACUACUCUACCGCCAAGUUGCUGUUGCAAAUACUGUUGUUGCUGUCAAUCAGGAAGAGCCAAGGCUAAAUUCUUGCUGCCAAAGGAAGGAAUUGCUUCGAUCGUCCAAAAGAAACUAUGCUAAGGCAUUCCAUUCUGAAGCUGCAGAUGUUAAACUUGUGCCACUCAAUAUUUUAAGGCAAAUUGUUGUAAUCCAGAACCCUCCAGUCAUUGAAGCUACAGCGGUUGCAUCUGCAGGUGGUGAAGGGGGAGUAGAUCAUAAUGCUGCAGGUAGUGAAUCCGGACCAGAUCAUAACCAUCUAUCAAGAUCAAGAAAGUCGCUUCUCCAUUCAAAGGCAAAGCAGGCUCUCACACCAAUUCAGGAUACGCCAAUUUCAUCAACUGCAGCUAGUGAGAAACAUGCAGCAGAAAACCUAAGGACCGAGGGGGUUCCAGAACAGGCUACUCCAUUUCAGAAGCAAGCCACUCCACCAAAUUCAACUGAGAGCCUAGCACCAUAUUCAAGCAAAAAUGAUGGAGCAAGUACUGAGAAUGACUCUUCAGGAAAACAAAGUCACAAUCAAGGAAAUCACAGUUCAACUCACAUUCCAAAUGUAAAUCAUGCAGCUGGUUCAACCGCGAAUCUCCAAGUUCGGAGACAAGUUUGGGAAGUAGAAUCCAGAAUUUUACAUGAACUCGUGGGGUGGGAAGUUCGCAAGAAAUCUUUUACAUGGGAUCCUGAAAUGGAAGGCCAGAUAAAAGCGGCAUGGUCUUCAUUAGCAGCAAACCGUUACCGUGACCUCACAAGGGAUCUGAGAGAAUGGGAUGAACAGCCAGGUUUUAUUCAGGAAGAUGUGUGGGCUAGUUUUAAACAACAUUGGGAGACUGAGUCUUUUCAGAAAGUAAGAAGAAGGAAUGCAAAAAACCAUAAAAGCAGCAAGAAGAGACCAGUGCAUCAUACUGGAGGUUUAGUCUCAUUUGUGGAGCAUAUGGGAAGGCUGGAAUGUAUUCUUGGUCACAAGCCUUUGCCGUAUGAAGUAUUCGCAUACACUCAUACCAUUCGGCAUGAUUUCAAGACCUUCAUUGAUUCCAAUGCUAAAAAAGUUCAUGCCAAGUAUAUUAGGAUUAAGGAUAGGGUUAUUCGGGCUCUUGCUGAAGACUCAGAGCCUGAACGUGAGCUGGAUGAAGAUGCUCUAUAUCUCCAUGUUGUUGGAGAAUUAGCCACAGCAUAUUCAGAACUCAAAGGAGUGGAAGCAGCAGCUGUAGGAGGAGGUGCCAGGUUGAGAAAAUCUCCAUUCAUCAUUAUGUUUUCUGUCAAUUUCAAUUCUGAGUGGUGUGGUUCUGAAAUGACAGUUGAUCUUCUCAAAUGGCCUUCUUCUCUGAUGACGUGA
Molecule: messenger RNA, 1449 nt
Organism: Oldenlandia corymbosa var. corymbosa
Lineage: Eukaryota; Viridiplantae; Streptophyta; Magnoliopsida; Gentianales; Rubiaceae
Source: the annotation of a GenBank genome assembly